AUGACUGAAAGAGAAUUCACUCUGAAACAUAUAUUCACUGAUGUUGAGAAAUGCGAGCAAAAUCAAUAUCUCGAAAGUCCAGAAAAAGAAAAUUUUGGUAUCAGAUGGGAAAUAGGAAUUAAAAAAGAGGACGAACACCUCGGAAUGUUUUUAUACACAAAUGUGACGGGAAAUCAAGAAAUUCACACUAAUUUUAUCCUGAGAAUAUUUUCGAAAAACCGGGAAAAAAGUUAUUCAAUGUCUUCGAGUUAUAUGUUUGAAAGACCCACCAAAUUCAUUAUUCAUGGUUGGCACAAAAUCAUUGAAUGGAGAACUUUGGAAGAUGAAUAUCUGGAUGAUGGAAAAUUGGAAGUGGAACUUCAUGUGAAAAUAAAUAAAAUGGUUGGCUUUCCGGAAGAAACAAAUGAAUUUCCCAGAAAAGAUUUAAGAAGUUUCGGAGAGGAUAUGAAACAAUUCUCCGAUGUCACAUUGAAAGUAAAAGAGCGGAAAUUCUAUAUUUCGAAGUUGUACCUCUCCUCUCAUUCUCCAUAUUUUGCAACUUUAUUUUUGGGAAGAUUUCAAGAAUCUGAAAAAUCAGAAAUCGAAUUGAAAGAUGUCAAUCCUCAAGACUUCCAAUACUAUCUUGAAGUUCUACAUCUAGAAAAUGGAAUUGAUGAUGAUACUGUCCAAGGAAUUUUAUCAGUGGCUGAUAUGUUCGACACUCCUAAAAUUGUCAAAAAAUGUGAAGAAUUUUUGGUCAAGGAAUCAAAAAAGGGAUUGAAAGAAAAGUUGGAAAUGGCUGGAAGUUACAGGUUGGAAGAAUUGAAAAAAAUGUGUCUGAAUCAGAUCAAGUCAAGAGCGGAUAUUAAUUCAGUUAUUUCAGAGGAUCCCAGUGAAAUGGACCCAAAAAUUCUUGCAGAGCUUCUCAAAAAAUCACUUGUUUUCAAUUGA
This is a messenger RNA of Caenorhabditis briggsae, 930 nucleotides long. Lineage: Eukaryota; Metazoa; Nematoda; Chromadorea; Rhabditida; Rhabditidae. Gene Ontology annotation, molecular function: protein binding. Bases 1 to 930 code for a protein of 309 amino acids. The record is from RefSeq and is a predicted model, not a curated record. The transcript has 5 exons.